AGGUAUUGUUACAUAUUAUUGGAAGAAGUUUAGGAACAAAAAGGAGGGAAAGGCUAUUGUAACUGAAGGAGAGUAGCUGAUGGCAGUUGUAGAAGUCAAUAAACAGCUGGAAUUGAUUAGUAAACAGCUGGAACUGAUUAGAUAAGCAGUUACAACUGCUAAAGUGUAUAAAACUGGGGAGUUACUUUGUAAUUGUAAAUGAUAUUUCAGAAAUAAUAUUCUUCUUUUUCUCUUUAAUUUUCUCCCUAAUUCUUCUUUCUUCCGAUCCUUUUUCUUACUUCUUCUCUCUCAGUUACUUCUUUCUUCUAUUCUCCUAAUUCUCUUGUUAGGGAUCCAAAACCCUAACAGAUUUGUACAUAAUGAACUAGAAGGGUAUUUAUAGCUUUUUCUAAAUGCCUUUUUUUUUUCUUUUGCUGCUUAGUCAUUUGAACUUUUUUAAGCAGUUGCUCUCUACACUGAAUUUAAAAUGAACUUUAUGUUUUGUAGACCAACAUUAUCUUGCUUGAGUUUUUUUUUAUGUCCUUUUCUGCAAGAACUACGGGCUUUCAAUUUCAAUUUUUACUGCAAUUUCUAUUGUCAACUGAAUUUCUUAUGCAUUGGUUUUCUUUUUUCCUUUAUUGAUUUCGCCUAAUUUCCCACUUUUUAAAAUAUCUUUUAUUUAUUUUGCAUAGUCUUUAAAAGGAUGGCUAUUCUAAUAAAGAAUGGUUUGAUCCCUUUGGAACAUCACCUUUUUUUAUGAUUAUCCUUUGCAGUCCAGCGUUUUCUCUCUCAGGAACCUUAAUUAGGUUGUUUGUAAUUAUGCUAUAGUUCUCAAUCGGUUGUUUGUAAUGACGCUACUAUAGACGCCACAAAGUUUCUGGAUCUAUUCAUAAUUUAAACACUAAAGAAAAUAUAUCUAAAAUUGAAGUCAGGCCCUAAUAAGAUCUGAAACUGAAGUUGGGAAUGGCAGACCUUGCGAUUUGAUCAAUCAAUAAACUAAAACACCGGCGUAUUUGACUGAAUAUGACCAAAACAUCCAACACCAUCACUCGGCGAUCAGAAGAACCAACAACAGAUUAUGCAGAAAGAGUUGAAGGCUUUUUGACCCAAGUUGGAAUCUACGCAUCUAUUCCUGAAAGCAACAAAUCCACGGAUUUCUAUUCCAAUCUCAUUCGCGAUCUGCUCAAGGUCGACCUUGUCCAAGCCGGACGCAUCUCCUGCGUCUUCUCUGUCCUACCCUUUGUCGCCAAUUACUAUAAUGGGAUGCAUGGAGGGGCCGUUGCAGCUAUAGCUGAGAAAGUAGCCAUUGCGUGUGCUAGAACUGUUUUAGCUGAGGGUAAGGAAAUCUCUCUUGGUGAAUUGAGCAUCUGUUAUCUCUCAGCCGCACCCCAAAAUGAGGUGGUAGUUGAUGGUUCUGUAGUGAAGAGUUGCAAUUGAGUUCAGAAUCAAGAAAAACAGGAAGCUGGUGUACACUGCUCGUGCUAUCUUAUAUCACAUGCCUGUCGCCAAGUCAUGAAAUUUCAGUGGUUUGGUAAAUUGUAUUAUUUGCUCUGUGAUGGCUCCCCUGCACCUAGUUCAUGAGUUGUUCUCUUCAUUGCAACGAGGAUAAACUGCUUAUUACCAUAUUCUGAUAUAAUCCAGUUGAUUCGAGUAAUGAAUUGUUAGUUUAUAUGAUUUAAAUAAAUAUUUACAUUGUGGUUAUGUAUGCAAAAUGCUGGUUCGUGAGGGGAUUUUCUUAUAAAAGAAACAUUUUGGUGAAAA
Hevea brasiliensis (rubber tree) is the source of this 1740-nucleotide messenger RNA. RefSeq lists its product as uncharacterized. The transcript has 3 exons. Gene Ontology annotation, molecular function: fatty acyl-CoA hydrolase activity. Bases 1003 to 1416 code for a protein of 137 amino acids. The record is from RefSeq and is a predicted model, not a curated record. Lineage: Eukaryota; Viridiplantae; Streptophyta; Magnoliopsida; Malpighiales; Euphorbiaceae.